Molecule: messenger RNA, 3838 nt
Organism: Pezoporus occidentalis (night parrot)
Lineage: Eukaryota; Metazoa; Chordata; Aves; Psittaciformes; Psittacidae
Product: ligand of Numb protein X 2-like
Exons: 10
Coding region: 389-2446 (685 amino acids)
Molecular function (GO): protein binding; ubiquitin-protein transferase activity; metal ion binding
Source: RefSeq, a predicted model, not a curated record
CGGCCGUGACCGCGCUGGGCCGGGGAGCAGAGGGACGUGUUCUGUCGCUGUACGGGGCGGUAAGCGCCGGGCAGCGCAGGGGGAGGCUGCCCGCCCGUCCGGAGCCAUUAACUCUUCAGGGGUCGGUCUUGCCCGGGCCUGCGCCGAACUCGGCGGUUUGGCCUCGGAGAGAAGCUAUAGGGCAAAACUCGUGCUGUGAGGUGCGAAGUUGUCAAGUUUCUGGUGCUAUGCUGGUGAUUAAUGCAGGAAAGACCAUAUAAAUAGAAGCUGAGGUGACAGGCAAGGCAGAGGAAUGCGACGAUGUGGAUGUUGUGGAAAUGCCUUAAAGAGCUCCUCUGUCAGACAGUGACUACGAGUCAAGUCUCCUUGCUGCUGGGCUGAGUGCCUGAUGCUGGCUGUCAUGGCUGAUCCCACAGCAGAAGAACACGUCUCCCAGGUCAGUGAACUCUGCUGCGAAUGUGGUCAGUUCCACCUCUUGCUGGACAAUCAUCUCUACAACUUCCAGGAUGAAGUGGAUGAUGAACUCAUCUGCCACAUCUGCCUUCAGCCUCUACUCCAGCCUAUGGACACCCCUUGUGGACAUACGUACUGUUUCAAGUGCCUUGAGAACUUCAUGCAGGAGUAUAACUUUUGUCCUAUGGAUCGGAAGAAGCUCUCCUUCCAGCAGUGCCACAAGUCCAGCCUUCUAGUCAGAAACCUGUUGGAUAAGCUGAUUGUCUUCUGCCCUUUCAAGGCUGAGUGUCAGCAAACAAUGCAGCGGUGUGAACUAGAAGCUCAUCUGCAAAACAGGUGUCCUGGUUUCAAGAAAUACAAAUCUGAACUACAGCGGAGAAAGAAUGCCAGUUCCAAAGGGAAGGAAGAUCCUCCUGCCAGGGUGGAGACAAACACACCCAAGGACCCAGAGGUACCAAGUGCAGGAUCCUCACUUGUGGCAGAAAGCUCUGCAGCGGCUGUGGUAUCACUGGGGACUGUGGAGCCUGGGCUGGUUAAUCCAGCAUUUGAGGAGACUGAAGAAGACCUUCCUCAGAGAACUAGUCUUGUGGCUGAAACAACUACAGUUGAAAUUCACCGAGAAGACCCCGAAGAAGAGCUGGGGAUGAGGAUAGUUGGGGGUAAGGACACCCCACUAGGGAACAUCGUUGUUCAGGAAGUCCUGCGGGAUUCUGUCAUCGCUGCAGAUGGGAGAAUAGCACCUGGAGACCACAUACUGGAGGUGAAUGGCGUCAACAUCAGCAGUGUGACUCACUGCCAAGCUGUCUCCUUCCUGCGCCACCCAGGUCCUGUUCUCCACCUCAUGGUCCUGCAGGAGAAGGGUUUUUCCAAUAAGACUGCACAACAGGAUUCCUCUUCGGCUACAAACCGGGAAGUGAUCCACGUGACCUUGAUAAAGAGAGACCGAUCCGAACCCCUGGGGAUCAAACUGAUCCGGAAGACGGAUGAGCCAGGGAUUUUUAUUCUAGAUUUGUUAGAGGGAGGUUUGGCAGCCAAAAACGGAAAGCUGAGUCGGAAUGACAGAGUCCUCUCAAUAAAUGGCCAGGAUUUGAGGCAAGGAACACCUGAGGCUGCUGCACAGAUAAUCCAGACCACUGAGUCAAGAGUGAACUUUGUGAUCCUGAGGCAGCCAGGCAGCCAGUUGCCAGAGCAGGUAGAAGAUGGCAGCACAUCAAACAGCAGCAGCAGCAGCAGCAGCAAUGGGGGAAGCCCCGUGCACCAUCGGAGGCGACUAGACCAGAAUCACUACAGACGGAAAUCCACCUACCAGAAGGAUUUACCUCAGGGGUACGCAAGUCACGAAAAGACAGUUGCAAUAAAGAAGGAACCAAAGGAAUCUUUAGGAAUAACAAUUGGAGGUGGAAGGGAUAACAAAAACAAGCUCCCUAUAUAUGUAACGAGCGUGCAGCCCAUUGGGUGCCUCUUCAGGGAUGGCAGAAUCAAGCGAGGAGAUGUACUUCUGAGCAUAAAUGGCAUUGAUUUGACUCAUCUCAACUACUACGAAGCUGUCUCAGCACUGAAAUCUAAUGCAGCUUCCCACUCAGUGGUACUGAAAGCUUUGGAAAUCAUUCCACUGAAUGCACCAGAGCCCUCUCUGGACAUCAAGGAGCAAGGGUUCAGCUGGUCUCCCCUCUGGAUCAUGUGGCUUGGGUUGCCUAGCUACCUUCACUGCUGUCAAGAUAUCGUCCUUAGCAAGGGUAACCUGGAGAGCUGGGGCUUCAGCAUCGUUGGGGGCUUUGAGGAAAGCAAAGGAAACAAACCAUUCUUCAUCAAAACCAUAGUGCCUGGGACACCUGCCUUCCGAGACAGGAAGCUCAAGUGUGGAGAUGAAAUCGUGGCAGUAAAUGGAGUGCCUGCGAUCGGAAUGAGCAACUCGGAACUCAUCCCCAUGCUGAAGGAGCAAAGGAACAAAGUCACGCUCACUGUGGUGUCCUGGCCAGGCAGCCUCGUGUGAAAGCUCAGCCACCCCGCACCCCAGUUCCAGGUAUCAGCUGCCGUCACACAAAGCUAAACAGACAAGCCCAAGGAAUGCAGCGCUCUUGCUACUGCCAUGGAAGACUUUUCAGCUUCCUUUUUGCAGGAAACAUUUCUUCACUGUGCUGAGGUUAUCUACAAACCUGGCUGUUGGAUUCCAAGUCAAGGCUAAUCUGAACCGUUGUAGCUCUUUAGGAUUGGUGCAGAGCAAGCUCACUUUCCAGGAUUUCUCUACAAAUCACUUUUGAGGCGUUUUCCUCAAUUUUAGAGCUCUGCUUCCCAUUUACUAUUUUGGACAGGUUUAGACAGGCACCACUGUCCCAUUUCCCUGCUAGUUUAGUUCUGCUGCCUGAUCCCGCUGCCAUUCUUGAACAUAGAGUCAUUUUAUACAUGUUUUUAAAGCCACUACUAAAGCUGUGAGGAUGGGGACUGAACUGAGCAGUUCCUGCAGCCCCCAGCCUCGAUGUUUUUAGGUUACUGAAACCCAAUGAAUGUGUUUGUACAUUAAAAACCCAAUGGUAACGCGUAGCUGAGGAGCUGCUAGGUCAGUGUGGUGGAGCUGUCUUAAGCUCCCAUUGCCAGGCAGCUGCUGUGAAUGCCGAUGGUGAAUCCUCCCUCCAGGCCAGUGUGCCUGGGGUGGCUGCAGUCCCAUCCAGAAUUGAAGGCAUGGAAGCCAAGGCAGGUUGGUUUGACCUUCACCCCCUGCCACAUUCCUACUUGCGGACUCCAAUGAAGCAGUUCCCUUUUUAGAAGGCUGUUAAUCACAAGUGACCGAUCCUUCUCAAACCAGGUUGCACUGAGACAUCUCUCUCACACAGUUCCUGCUGUGACUUUCACGGGGCCAGCUCAGACCAUAAGAAUCAGAAGAGCUUUUCCCUCCCCUGUAAAAAUACCACCUAGGAUGAAUGUGUAAUUCCUUGUAGUAAACCGACUGCAGGGAAGUGCCUGUCGUUGUCUAAAGCAGGGCUUUUCUUAGGGCUGGCUCCUGUGUAAUUAGCAGUUACUACAGAGUGGAACUGUUCCUCACUAGGUGACUGAGUUGUUUACACACAGGGUGACUUCACUUCCUUCAGCUCUUAGCUCAAGGCAGUGUAUUGCAGCCCCUGUUAUCAGAGCCCAUUAGACAGAAAUAGCUCAGGAUCCAGUCCUCAGAAGCAUCCCCAGCACACAGCGUGGCCUCUUUGCUUGAUAAAUACCUCUGCAGCCUGACAGCAGAAGCAUUGCUGGGCUCUGCAGCCUUUUGUGCCUGUUCUGCUGAACGCUGACAGUGAAACAAUUCCAAACUCGGAAAGGUGCCUGUGGAAAACCGACCCUCAACCCUCACCUGAAGCAGCAAAGAUCCUGAAGUGUUUUUUGUCUCUUUCCAAUCACC